AUGUCUUCAUUCAUCGACUCCCUACCGCCCGACGUCUUCGACCAGACGACCCUCAUCUCCCUCGCGUCCACGGUCGCCAUCCUCGCCGUCGCUUACAUCGGCUCUCUUGCGACGCUUCCUGUCUCGACGCCAGCGAGCUACCGCGGGCUCUUCAUCUGGCAUGCGUUCGACGCCCUGAUCCACUUCAUCCUCGAGGGCAGCUUUCUCUACCAUUGUCUGUUCUCCUGGAUACCGCUCUCGUCCGUCAAGAACCCGCUGGCGCUGGCGCCGACUGCGCACAACUUCCUGGGCUACACCAACCGCGCGUACGGACCCCAGGCAGGCGGCGACAACCCCUUUGCGCAGCUAUGGAUGGUGUAUGCGAAGGCAGAUAAGAGAUGGGCCGGUGCAGAUCUGGCAGUCAUCAGCCUUGAGCUCCUCACCGUCUUCGUCGUCGGGCCGCUCGCAUGCCUGGUUUGCUACGGCAUUGCAAAGAAGGACCCCCGUACAAAUAUCGUCAUGAUCAUCGUUGCGACCAUGGAGCUUUAUGGUGGAUUCAUCACGUUCUGCCCGGAGUGGCUGACCCAAAACUACAACCUGGACGCCAGCAACUUCAUGUACAAAUGGGUUUACCUGGUUUUCUUCAACAUGCUCUGGGUCUUCAUUCCUAUUUACGCCAUCUGGGUCGCGGUCAAGGACAUCAAUGAUGCCUUUGUAGUCAGGAGCAAUGUCAAGGCUGUGAACAAGACAAAGUGA
Molecule: messenger RNA, 735 nt
Organism: Neoarthrinium moseri
Lineage: Eukaryota; Fungi; Ascomycota; Sordariomycetes; Amphisphaeriales; Apiosporaceae
Exons: 2
Coding region: 1-735 (244 amino acids)
Biological process (GO): sterol metabolic process
Cellular component (GO): membrane; endoplasmic reticulum
Molecular function (GO): cholestenol delta-isomerase activity
Source: RefSeq, a predicted model, not a curated record